AUGGACGCGAGCACCAAGGUGAUGGUUCAGAGCGCGGCGCUGCAGUCGCGGACGACAGUUCCUGUGGCGCGUCACUUUGACGCUGUCUCGACUCACUACCGCUACAUGGAUGCUGACGCGACAGCCAAAGACGGCGAGGACCGAGCCCGGAUCAUUCGCGAGCUCAAGGCAAAACGAUCCAAGGCCAAAGGCGCCGGCACGAAAACAGCGUUUGAAGCUGCUCUGGAAGUCCAUGCUCAAGAGCGAGACUUGGCAGUGGUCGAGCGUCUCAUCCAGGAGAAGAACGCCGCCGAGGCCAAAGCCAAACAGCUCGAAGCGCUGUUGUGGGAGCAGCCGGCCAAAGUGCAUCCAACGCCCCAAUCGUCGCGGCCAAAGGCGACCAAGAAGCGCGACCUUGUCAUUGACGCCGGCGAGUCGUUCUUCAACGACAUCCACGGCGACGAGUCGGCGCCACCCGAUUUUGACAUAGCGGGGCCGCGAACCGCGAGUUCGAUCGAGGACGAGCCGCCUGGGUUCGACGACAUCGUCGAAGAGCCCGAGCCGUGCGCAAGUCCGACAAGCAGCGCUAGCACCAAGCGCCGAGAACGCCACGCAGCUAACCCCGCGUCGGACGACGAUGCACCGCCAAGCACGUGGGCGACCCGCAUCUCGAGCGUCCACUCUUCGUUCUUGUCGGAGGAGACUGCGAGUUCCAACCGGAAGCGGCACGGCUCGUUCUUUGAAGCGUACGACGCGCAAUGCAGCGAGCGACUCAUUCAAAUACGUGUAACAGGAAGGAGCGAGCGCAGCAAGAAGAGGCCGCGCGCGCCGCCGACGCGCGCGCCAAGCUCGAGCGCGCCAAGCACGCAACACCGUUUACGGGUGCGCGGUCGCGUCCGAGAUGUCGGAAAACGCAUGUGCACGUAG
This is a messenger RNA of Saprolegnia parasitica CBS 223.65, 906 nucleotides long. RefSeq lists its product as hypothetical. The record is from RefSeq and is a predicted model, not a curated record. The transcript is spliced from 5 exons. NCBI's taxonomy places the organism in Eukaryota, Oomycota, Saprolegniomycetes, Saprolegniales, Saprolegniaceae. The coding region runs from base 1 to 906 and encodes 301 amino acids.